Styela clava is the source of this 3397-nucleotide messenger RNA. Its product is annotated as UDP-glucuronosyltransferase 2B31-like. Gene Ontology annotation, molecular function: UDP-glycosyltransferase activity. NCBI's taxonomy places the organism in Eukaryota, Metazoa, Chordata, Ascidiacea, Stolidobranchia, Styelidae. The record is from RefSeq and is a predicted model, not a curated record.
CAACAGGCAUGUAUGUCGAUUUAAAAUAAGAUCUAUUUCAUUGAAGUAAAAUAGCUAACAGAAUGAAAACUGCGACGUUUAUCCCAAAACACCAUUUCAGAAGCUUCGUGCCAAGCAGGAAGCCACAAAAGCACAGGAUAUUAGUUCCAUUAUCAUUUAUCGUUAUCAUUUUUACAAUACUUCAAAUACCACAAGCAAAUUGCACUUAUGCCGGACCGGAUACUCCAUCAAAAGUUUUAAUUUGGCCAGCAGAAUUUUCACAUUGGAUAAACUUGAAAAUUCUGGCAGAAAAUCUGGUCAAAAAAGGGAUGGAAGUGACCGUGCUUCGUUCGUCUGCAUACCAGGACUUCAUGGAAGAAACGGAUGAUUUCAACUUUGUGAACUUCAACGUGUCCCGGUUUCAUCCUGGAGAUCAUCUUCAGUCCAUGGAUCACAUUCUGCAUUUAUUGAAACUUGGGAAUGAAAAAUCAUCUUUUAUGCAAACAAUUCGAGGACUGGCUCACUUUUGGUUAGAGCAGUUAGAUAUGCGACAAAGCCAAUGCAACGCAUUAAUGACGAAUCAGAAGAUUCUGAAUAAACUCGCUGAAGCCAAAUAUGACGUAGUUCUUGCUGAUGCCACUGUAGCCUGUGGAGAGAUUAUUGCAGCCAAACUUGGAGUACCUCUCGUCUAUGCAGUUAGAAUACUUCCCGCCGAAGCGCAAUUUCAAUAUUCACAAACUCCAAUUCCAAUAUCAUAUGUGCCAAUGAUCAACACGGAAUUUACAGACAGAAUGAAUUUUCUACAGAGAACCAUGAAUUUAUUGUCUUAUUUAUAUCAAACCAUAGGAGUUGAAUUAUACGGCAAAAUUGCCAUGGACCCUCUUGUUCAAAAAUAUCUUGGUCCGAAUGCGGGAUACAGACAAUUAAUGUCACAAGCAAGUUUAUGGUUGAUCAGGACAGAUUUUGCUUUCGAAUAUCCUCGGCCGCUGAUGCCAAAUGUUAAAUUCAUCGGUGGAUUUCAUUGCAAACCAGCGAAGCCACUGUCUGAGGAGCUUGAAAAUUUCGUCAACGACGAUAAUUACGACGGAUUUAUUGUUUUCUCUAUGGGAUCGAUGGUUCGAAAUAUGCAUAAAUCAAAAGCAAAUACGAUAGCUGCUGCGUUCGCAAAUCUCAAACAAAAGGUCGUAUGGAGAUACCUUGGCGAGACACCAGACACACUAGGACCAAACACAAAAAUCAUGUCAUGGUUGCCACAAAAUGAUCUUUUAGGUCAUCCAAAAUGCAAGCUCUUUGUCACUCACGGUGGAACAAACGGAAUUUACGAAGCAAUAUAUCAUGGUGUACCUAUGUUAGGUCUUCCUUUGCUGGUCGACCAGUUUGACAAUAUGGUCAGGAUAAAAGGAAAAGGAGCAGGCAAAACGUUGGACAUCACAAACCUAAAUAGAACUGAAUUACAAUCAACAAUUGUAGAAUUGAUAAACAACAAAAGUUAUAAAGAGAAUGCUAUAAAACUGUCGGAAUUACACAAAGACAAAGUUAUGACACCUCUUGAAAGCGCCACCUACUGGAUAGAAUACGUUAUACGUCACAAAGGAGCUUAUCAUCUUCGUCCGGCUGCACAUGAACUGUGGUGGUUUCAAUAUCAUUUACUCGAUGUUAUAGUUUUUCUUAUUGGAUCCUUAGUAGGGGCUAUAUGGGUAGUGAAAUUGUUUAUCAGAUAUCUUCUUCGCAAAAAAUCGGAUAAGACAGACGAACAGACAGACAACUCCGUCAAAGAUAAGGUAGAAGAAAUGAAUGGUAAUGGGAACAUUGCUUCUUCAACAAAAGUUGUUAAUGGACAUUUGCAUGCAAAUGGUUACAAACAAAAGAAUUCUUCUCUUCAGCAUAGGAAGAAAAACGGUAUUAGGGUGUCCGAUCCUAUUUCUAAUGGCAACGGUCAUCUUUCAAAUGGGUUUCAUACAAAAUUGAGUUGUGAAUAUUGUCAUCGUAGAAAGAAUAUUCAAUCAACUGAAUAGAAUUCACCUGGGACAAAAACAAUUUAUGCUAAUAUGUUAAUAUUAUUAUUCCAAAUUCGAUUUGUGCUUUCAAGAUAAAUAGGUAUUUAAUGAUUACUAACUGUCUCUGACAAUCGGUUUCAUACCGAAUAAUCGCACCGAGUUUCCUAAAUAAAAAUCUUUAUGCAAAUUGUGACUAUUUGGUAAAGGACAAAAUUGAGGCAAAUUAUGCCAUUACAUUCCAUAUGAUUUUUCGAGUGAAGCAAGUUUUGUCAACUGUUAGAUUUCAUGCCCAAUUCUUACUAUUCAAUGCAUUUUCUUUUUGUGGAUCAAAUUGAAAAGCAAAGCAAUCCGGCAGAAUUUUCGAUUUCUGAUGUUGCCAGUAAGUUCUAUGAUAUAUUAUACCAUGACAUUAUUUUCCAUAUUUUUACUAUAUUAUCUCCUCGAAUGCGUGAUCAAUAAUAUUAACGAAUAGUAAUGUUUGGAAUUAUCUGAAAAUCUAUUUGGGAAGUCUACUUAUGCACUUUCCCAUGCAUGUAUAAAUGCAUCUGUUUCGUAUGGAAAGUGUAAUGGAUUUUAAGAAAAAUUCAUUUUCUGAUAUUAAUCCAUUCACAUGCAAGCUAAUAAGUGCACCGAAUGCAACGGGUAUUUUCUGUUCAUUUCACCAAAUAUAUGAAAUGAAAAUAAUUAAUAGUCAUGUAUUCUUUUGUAAUUAUACUAGUAAAAUAAUUAUUCUCUGUGUUAGAUUGUUAGAAAAAUAUUACAUUAAUAUGCUCUAAACCUUAUUUUUUGAAUUGACUGCCAUGAUGGUCCUUCUGCGAGACCUGAGCAAAAAUUAUAAUUAAGCCUGUAUUUCGACUUAAUUUUUGUGUUCUCAACCUUCCCAAUUGGGUGAUUUGUAUGCGUGAUUUCCUGAAUUUCCAAGCAUAACGGAUUUCAAUGUUAAUAAUAUCUAACAAAUAAUUGUGUUUGCUCAAUCACAAAGUUGCAAUCACACGAAAUCAAACUUAUCAAGAGGCGAACCUUGAAGGCAAAAGUAUGAUAGUAAUGAUUGGCAUUGCACGUCCUUGAUUCCACAGCAGAAAAAUUUGUAAAAGUCUUCCAGUAUAUAUCAGACUGGAAUAAAUGUUUUUGAUUCUGUAUACAUUUCUAAGAUGUUAUUACUAGUGAGCUCUCUGAGUAUUUCCCCAAAUUUCUUAAAUAAGUUCUACUUCUAAAGGGCUCUUAUACUUACCAAAUUAUUCAUGCAUACUAUUUGACAGUAAAGAGCAAUUUGUAAAAAAAGCUUGCCUUUCUCGUUAUUGGUGCGUCGAUUUCUAUUGAAUAUUUUUCAUUUAUAAUCCACAGUAAAUAUUAUUAAUUAAAUUAAAUGUGAUAAUUUUUUUCAUUUUCAUUUCUUUUUCAAAUAUACAAUUUUAAUCAUU